GAGGCUCUGCCAGGCCCCCCGCUCUCCUGUACUCAUCACCGGCCUGCAAUUCGCCCCCCGAAGCGGCGCCAGCGGUGCCGCCUGCGUGUCCCCCCCCCAGGCUCAGCCUCACCCGCGGGCUAAUGACUCAGGCGGCGGGGCUCUCCCCUGACUUGCCUGGGGCCCGGCUGAACGGGCUCGCGCGUCUCCCCGUCCUGACCAGCAGCCAAUGGGAAGUCUCCCCGGCCUCCCACACCCACUCCGGCUCCUUGGCGCCCUGGGGACCGCGUGGCGUCAGCCCGCGCCCCAACCAACCAGCGCCCGCCGCACCCCGCGCCCGCCGGCCUCUCCCCUCCCCCCCCCCAGCCCUGCCUUUAAGAGCCCGCGAGCCGGAGCCGCGCGCCGCAGCUAGGGCGGCGCAGGUACUGGAGCGGGCUCGGCUGCGCGCUGCCCGGGGCCGCCGCCGCCGCCAGUCGUGCUCGGAGGAGGGAGUGGACAGCGCCUGGUCCCAGCCGCCCCGGAGAGCUCCGCGCUGGGGCUGAGCUACCACCCGGUCCCCCAAGUGGUCCCCACCCCCUUCCCCGCAGCUUUAAGGGCUCGUUGCCCUCGGGGGCUCUGUGCCCCGGGAGCCGGCAUGCUGGCUCUCCUGGCGGGGCUGCUGCUCUCCCUCGCCUCCGGGGCCAGCUGGCGGGGAGUGAGGGGCCAGGAGAGCCCCCCGGGGAGCCGCUUCGUGUGCACCUCCCUGCCGCUGGACGCUGCCCCCUCGGGCUGCCCGCUGCCCCCUGUCCCCAUGCAGGGGGACGCCCUCCCUUCCGAGGAGGAGCUGAAAGCCACCGUGCUGCAGCUGCGGGAGACCAUCCUGCAGCAGAAGCAGACCAUCGGCAACCAGCGGGAGACCAUCCGGGAGCUGACCAGCAAGCUGAGCCGCUGCGAGAGCUUCCCCGGCCCCGACGGCAAGCCCGGGACUGAAGGGUGGAGGAAAGAGUUUGCCAAAGGCAAAGACACCAUGGGGGACCUGCCCCGGGACCCCACCCAGGUCAUCGACCAGCUGAGCCGGACCAUGCAGACGCUGAAGGACCGGCUAGAGAACCUGGAGCACCAACUCCGAGCCAAUGUGUCAUAUGCAGCCCUGCCUAAUGAGCUUCGAGAGAUGCUUCAAAGGAGGCUUGGAGAUCUAGAGCGCCAGCUUUUAAGCAAAGUGGCUGAACUUGAGGAUGAGAAAUCCCUGCUUCAUAAUGAAACUUCAGCCCAUCGGCAAAAGACAGAAACAGCCCUGAGUGCAUUGCUAGAAAGAGUUUCUGAAUUGGAAAAAGGAAGCAGUGCUUUUAAAUCACCAGACGAAUUCAAGGUUGGUCUCCCUCUUCGCACAAAUUAUUUAUAUGGGAAGAUCAAGAAGACUCUGCCAGAGUUAUAUGCCUUCACUGUGUGCUUGUGGCUGAGGUCAAGUGCUUCUCCUGGAAUUGGAACACCAUUCUCCUAUGCUGUCCCUGGGCAGGCUAACGAAAUUGUGCUGAUAGAAUGGGGGAAUAAUCCAAUCGAAUUACUAAUUAAUGACAAGGUUGCCCAGCUCCCUCUCUUUAUUAGUGAUGGAAAGUGGCAUCAUAUCUGUGUCACGUGGACAACUAGAGAUGGAAUGUGGGAGGCUUUUCAGGAUGGAGAGAAACUCGGCACUGGGGAAAAUUUAGCCCCUUGGCAUCCAAUUAAACCUGGAGGGGUCCUGAUUUUGGGUCAGGAGCAGGACACCGUUGGAGGAAGAUUUGAUGCAACUCAAGCCUUUGUUGGGGAAAUGAGCCAGUUCAAUAUCUGGGACAGGGUCUUAAAAGCAGAAGAUAUCAUGAAUAUUGCUAACUGCUCUACCAACAUGCCUGGCAACAUCAUACCCUGGGUUGAUAACAAUGUUGAUGUAUUUGGAGGUGCAACUAAAUGGCCCGUGGAGACAUGUGAAGAGCGUUUGCUAGAUUUAUAGCUACAAUCAUUUUUCUAUUUAAGUGCCCCAUUUUAUUAGGACAAUUCUUGUCAGGUCUGUCGCACUUAUUUCCCUACCAAAUGAAUUGCAGGGGGGAAACUGCUUGGGGACAAAUAAAGCUGGUAGUUCUUGGCAUGAAUCCUGAAGAUGAAAGAGGCUCAGAUAGCUGUUGUCUUAAGGCGGAUCCAAAGAUACCUAUUGAAUUCAAUGGACUUUGGAUCAGGUUCUUGCUUGGUACAUUAAUUCUUCUAGGGGAAUCUCUUUUGCAAAUGUUACCUAUAUCAAGUGGCAAAUUGCUUCUCUCGGAUAACAGGCAAAAUGUACACCUUGGUAUUGAAUCUUCCCCCCCUACCUGUAUUCAACACUUUCUUUUAAAACCUUUUUAAAGAAAUGAGGUAAUCCUUAUACUACAUUUACCACAUCUUAACUCAACACACCUGAGAACUGCAGAGAGCCACAACAACAGAGUAGCCACUACCCGCAUUACAGAAGGUAAUUGCUCUACAAUUUAGACAAGUUAGAAUCCUUGUCUUGUGGUAUGUCAUGACCGAAACACUUUGCUUCCUUCCCCGGAUCUGAAGAAGAGCUCUGUGUAGCUCACAAGUUUGUACCUUCUUCCAACAGAAGUUGGUCCAAUAAAAGAUGACCCCCCACCCCAUCUUGUUCUCUUUUAGAUCAUGAGAGACUAUAUAAUAUAAUGCAAAUGCUAUUCCACUCCAAAUUCAGAGACUGGGCUAGAUACUCAGCUGAUAUAAAUCAGCGUGGCUCUAUGAAAUCAAUGGAGCUAUGCUGAUUUACAUCAAUUUAUACUAGCUGACGUUCUGGCCCCCAGUCUGCAUGUGUUCCCUCUGCCCCACCCCACUCCCAUCAAUAAGGUGAUGGUUGAAUGACUGUACUUGUAUUUUAUGUAGGUUAAUGAGUAUGCUGCAUUUCUCUCUGAAUUCAAUCACUAGUCUGUUUUUAUUUUCUAAAUACAUAUAAAAUAUUUCUAAGUGAAUUUCAGUUUUGUUUUACUCUGAAAGGCCUUUUUAUAAGCAAGUGCCAAAGUUCAGUUUCCAUUUGCUGAGAAUCACUAAUAUAUUUUUCCAACAUAAGUCUCUAUUGCAGACACUUCCUGUGUUAUGAUGGUCCUGUGUGCUAUGUUGGCUUUCAAUGUUGACCUAAUGGGUUGGCUUUCAAUUCUUGUUAAUUGUCAUGACUUCUGUAAGCAUUGAGCUGACUUUAUAAAGUAUAUUUUAUUAUGCUUUUUUCUUAAUACUUUGGAGACAGAGUUGCAUUUUCUUGGUAUUAGUGACUCUUUGGUUUGUGGCUUGCAGAUAGCAUAUGUACUGUACCAGAAAGAGUUAAUACUUAUUGAUUUAAAGAAAAGUGAUUUUUAAAAGAGGAAAUUUAUAAAGUUAAAUAUCAUAUUUUAUUUUUCAUGUUUUGAAUAGUAAGAAUCUCUAUAGUGACAGUUCUAUUUGUUGGAUAAAGUUACAUAAUCCCACUAAUGUAGUAUGAUCUUAAAGGAAAAAUUCAUACAACUUUUAAUUAAAAAAUGCACUGCAAAAUCA
Messenger RNA from Dermochelys coriacea (leatherback sea turtle), 3498 nucleotides. It is a transcript of the gene NPTX2, whose product is annotated as neuronal pentraxin 2. The record is from RefSeq and is a predicted model, not a curated record. NCBI's taxonomy places the organism in Eukaryota, Metazoa, Chordata, Testudines, Dermochelyidae. Bases 614 to 1945 code for a protein of 443 amino acids. The transcript is spliced from 5 exons.